Molecule: messenger RNA, 1380 nt
Organism: Eurytemora carolleeae
Lineage: Eukaryota; Metazoa; Arthropoda; Copepoda; Calanoida; Temoridae
Gene: Ublcp1
Product: ubiquitin-like domain-containing CTD phosphatase 1
Exons: 14
Coding region: 63-1004 (313 amino acids)
Cellular component (GO): nucleus
Molecular function (GO): phosphoprotein phosphatase activity; protein binding
Source: RefSeq, a predicted model, not a curated record
UUCUUAACCUUGAAUCUAAGAUUUGUCAUUAGAAUUUCAGAUUCUAACCAUAAAGUUGUAAAAUGUCCAUGAACGUACACGUAAAAUGGGCAGGAAAGGAGUAUGAGAUAACCGAUGUCGACCCUUCACAAGAUGUUCUUGCCCUAAAGGUAAAGAUCAUGAACAAGACUGGAGUAAGACCUGAAAGGCAGAAACUUUUAAACCUGAAGAUUAAAGGAAAAGCAGCUUCUGAUGACGCUUUAAUUUCGUCUCUCGGCCUAAAACCUAACUUUAAGAUAAUGAUGAUGGGAUCCCUGGAGGAAUCCAUUGUUGAAUCACAAACCACCCCUACAGAUCUUCCGGAGGUUUUAAAUGAUUUUGAUAUAGAAGAGGAGGAGGUGACAAUUGAACAAAAUGAAAAUAAUCUCGUCAAAAUUGAGAAGAGGGUUCGUGAGUAUGAAGUUAAGGUUUUAAAUCCCUCUAGAGAGAAUAAAAAACUUCUAGUUCUUGAUAUAGACUACACGCUCUUCGACCACAGGUCUGUUGCGGAGACUGGUUGGGAGCUAAUGCGUCCGUUCCUUCAUGAGUUCUUGGAGACUGCAUACGAGUACUACGAUAUCUGUAUUUGGUCUGCUACUAAUAUGGUCUGGAUCGAGGAAAAAAUGAAGCUGUUGGGCUGCACUACUAAUCCCAACUAUAAAUUGGCCUUCUAUCUGGACUCCAGAGCAAUGAUCUCCAUAUCCACUCCUAAAUAUGGGAUUGUAGAUGUGAAACCCCUGGGAGUAAUCUGGGGUAAAUAUCCCCAGUAUUCUCCGAAGAACACUAUCAUGUUUGAUGACCUCAGGAGGAAUUUCCUGAUGAACCCACAAAAUGGGCUUAAGAUUAGACCGUUUAGAGAGGCUCACAGUAACCGGGACAAAGAUAAAGAAUUGGUCGGAUUAUCUAAAUAUCUAACUAUCAUCGCUAAGCACGAGGACCUGAGUACUCUACGGCAUAGUAGAUGGGAACGAUAUAUUGAGAAAUAGAUCACCAACAGCGGAUAAAUGGUUUGAGACUGUUAACAGCGUAAUUUCAAAUGAACCUCUAUUUCCGAUUUACAACGGUACCAAUGAUACCUGAAUCUGAGUAUAAGUUGUUGUUCUGAGUAGAAAAGUGUUGUAACUCUGAUAAAAUCACCGUUCUUUCUUCCUUAUAAAUAAGGUUUAAAGGUACCUUCGUGAAUCAGACAUUUAUAAAUAGAGGGACACUUGAAAGAUUACAUUAUUACUCCUCAAACCGGAACUUAGAAAUAUGAGUGUGAUUUUGCACCAUCACGCCCUGGCAAAUAUUUAUUUUCAUCUGCAAAAAGAAGUUGUUAAAUGAUUUUUCAUCUAGUUAAUUACAGUUGAACAAUCCCUUGGA